CGACACGUGCUUUCCAUGCAGCCCAAUUCCCGUUACAAACAGAAAGAUCGAGAUAUCUUCUCUCUCCUCUCUUCUUCUCAUCUCAUCCCUUCCCCUCCUCCCUUUGUCUAAACCCUAGCGCCGCAGCCCGAGCGAGAGCUCCUGUGUUUCCGCGCAAGGUGGUGGGGAAUUUUCGAUUCGAUUUGAUUUGAGAUGGCGGAGAAAGAGGUCGGCCGGAUCUUUGUUGGCGGGCUGUCGUGGGAUACCACGGAGCGCACGCUCGAGCGUGCCUUCAGUGAUUUCGGCAAGGUCAUCGAGACGCAGGUUGUAACGGAAAGAGACACUGGCCGCUCCCGUGGGUUUGGAUUUGUUACAUUUUCGGAACCUCGGGCUGCGGAUGCUGCAAUUCGGGAAAUGCAUAAUGGAGAAUUAGAUGGUCGGACCAUUUCUGUGAACAAAGCUCAGCCUAGGAUGAACACUGAUGAUGGUGGCUAUGGAUAUGGGGGUGGUGGUUACUCAUCUGGUGCUAGAGGUGGAUAUCGAGGUGCAGGUGAUGCAGUUCCUGCUGCAAGUGAUGAUUGCUUCAAGUGUGGCCGUCCUGGACAUUGGGCUCGUGAAUGCCCUUAUGCAGAUGGAGGUAGACCUGGAAGGUACUCUCCCCCUUCCAGGUAUGGCACUGCCACCGGUGGACGUGGUGACCGCUUUGGCGGACCAGACCGUUUUGCUAACCGCUAUGUUGAUGAUCGUUAUGACGGUAGCCGCUAUGCUGAUGAUCGUUAUAGUAGUGGGCGUGAUCGCUAUCCUCCAGCUGCAGAUCGUUUUUCUGGUGACAGAUAUGCUGGUGCAGAUCGUUAUGCAUCAGGUGGCUUUGCCAGGGAAAGGAGCUAUGAAAGAGAUGGAGGACGUCCAGGUGGAAGUUAUUACCGUGAUGAACCUAGAGCAACUGGUGGUUAUGGAAGGGGUGGCCCGCGGGUGGCUAAUGGUGACAGAUAUGGGAGUGGUGGACCUGCUCGCUUUGGUGGGAGUUACCGAGAUAGACCUGCUCCCUAUGAUCGUCCCAGCAGGGGAGCAGCUCGCUCUUAUGAUGACCGCUACUGAUGGAGGUUAUCUUGGAUCAGACCAGAGAUUUAAUCUAAGUUUGAGUUCUCAAUUCCUACUUCAUUUGCCUUUGCUAUGUUGGUGCUUCGACUCUUAAGCAUUCUUCUGCGCAGCUUGUUUAAUUACUCUUCAGCUCAUAUGGCAGUACUCUAUUAUUAUUCUUAUGUUGUUGGAACUGUACACUUAGGCAGUGGGUGAUGCUGGUUACUUGUUGUCAUGGUAUUGUGUAACUAUGCAGUCUAAGUUUGAGUUGUACUAUGUUUAUCUUUCGACUCAUCUUCUGUCAUCAGCAUGGUCAAUCUGCGAGGCUAUUGUGCCACAUUCUGCCAGUUUUUUUGACAGAUUUAGGGCCUGUUUAUCUGAUGUGUCAGAUGUGUGCUGAAUCUGCUGGUAAUGCUGGCUUUGAUCGAUAUGCUUUGCAUAGAUUGUACAUGGAUUAUAUGUUACAUUGUGAAAAGUAAUGUUUCAGCAUUUUUGCAUUACUCAGUCAAUCAUCUGCUUUGAUCAGCUGUCUUUGUUACUGGGUUGUUACUCAGAAAUCAGAACAGCAAGUUAAACACAUACAGUCUGGACUGUGGACUCUUUGAAACCGAGUUAUGUCUGAAUGUGGACAGAGUAUGCUGGUGAUUUUUGGGGUUAUGGUUGAUAGUAGCAUGCAAUGGGUAGAUGUAAGCACGAUGUUUGGCUUGGUGCAUGUUUUGCUUCUCUAAUCAGAAGAUCUCACUUCCAGGUUGAACCUACCUGCAGCAGUUUUGUUUGAAACAAGAUUUCAAGGCACGAGUAGGUGCUAGCUACUGGCUGCUUUGAUUGGAAGAUUUGCAACAGCUUGUUUACGGCUACUGUAAAGUUAUUAUUUAGGCAUUUAGGACAGCGUACGGAGUAAAAAUAAUUCUAGAAGCAUAUUUGUAAAUUGAUAUGCAUCCAUAUGUACGUUAAUAUUAUUUCUGGAAUUUUUGUCACUUGAAACAUGGUUUGUUAA
Brachypodium distachyon (stiff brome) is the source of this 2056-nucleotide messenger RNA. Its product is annotated as glycine-rich RNA-binding protein RZ1C. The coding region runs from base 193 to 1077 and encodes 294 amino acids. Gene Ontology annotation, molecular function: zinc ion binding; RNA binding. NCBI's taxonomy places the organism in Eukaryota, Viridiplantae, Streptophyta, Magnoliopsida, Poales, Poaceae. The transcript has 3 exons. The record is from RefSeq and is a predicted model, not a curated record.